AUGGAGAUGAAGAAGUUUUGUAAAGUUGUGUUUUUCUUGGUCACUUACUUAAUUUGCUCCAUUGCCAUGGCUAGUCAUCAUGGUUGUGAAGAUGUUGUAGAGAAGAGAAUGAGAACGAGUGUGGUCGGAGAAGCUUCAAGAGAUGAGUUUGGGAACUGCAGUGAGAAGAAGAAGAAGGUGAAAUUUACGUCGAGUCGUAAGUUGGCUUCUGGUCCAAGUCGCAGAGGUUGCGGCCACUAA
Eutrema salsugineum is the source of this 240-nucleotide messenger RNA. RefSeq lists its product as uncharacterized. Lineage: Eukaryota; Viridiplantae; Streptophyta; Magnoliopsida; Brassicales; Brassicaceae. The coding region runs from base 1 to 240 and encodes 79 amino acids. The record is from RefSeq and is a predicted model, not a curated record. The transcript has a single exon.